AACAAACCCUUCCUUGACAUCUGUAUAUAAAAGCUCAUCUCCUCACUCUCUCUCUCUCCGCGUUCUACUAAAAUAAAAGUGAAGCGCCUUCCUCAGGAUUUUCCCGAGUGAGUUUCGCUUUCCUCCGAGAAAAUUUCAGACUUAAAUUUUCCGGUGAGUUUUUCUUCCUCUCUUUACCUAUUUUUUUUCUUACUAAUUCGUUGAACCCAUCGAUUCUCGUGACAUUACCUUUCCACUAUCCGAUUUGCCAUCUUCAAUGAUUCAAUCUCAAGAUAAUUAGUGGAUUCAAUUUCUCUUAUGAUUUACAGGAAUCUAAUAAGGAGAAGCCAUUGUUGAAGAAACUAGUCUCUCUGUUUCGAAUCUUCAAAUUCAGAUUCAAUAUCUAUCAGGAAAAUUUCGCAUGGGGGUGAAAGUAGCUUCUUCGUCUACUUUCCUUCAAUGGACUACUCAGCCUAUUAUUCAUCAGUCUUCUUCACCAUCUCAAACCCUAGCUUCGGGAACCAUAACAUCUCCUUCAAAACGACGUAGCACAGUACACGACGGCCGGUUUCUAUCAUGUCGUUUCGUGACACAGAGACUAAACCGUUCGGCUCUUUUCGGAACUCCGUCGACGAAGCUUCAUCGACCCAAGUCAUGUGAGCUAUGGAAAUCAUCAUCAUCAUCAUCUAGACCGAUCAAAACUCAGUCGUUUCGAAGAGUUUAUAGCGCAAACUUAGAUCCAUUCUCCGACGAAGAGUUCUCGAAAAAAAUCCAAGAGCUAACUCUCAGAUUCAAUAUCCCACACCAUGACGACGACGAGAAUUCAAUCGAGCCGCCAUGGAACGAGAUGGUUCAUUUGUCGAGUAUUGAAAUGAAAGCAAACAGUGUUGAUCUUCCUCUUUCACUUCGUAUUAUAAAGAAGAAACGUCAAUGGGAAGAAGGAGUUAAACAAGCUGGUGAAUCUGCGUGUUGCUCGAUGAAUAAAGCUUUUUCUUCAAUGGUGUUUAUGAUACGGGAGCUUCAGAGCUUUACUUUACAUAUGAGAGAGAUUCUGUUCUACGAAGACUUGCAAGAGAUUUUGCUAAGAGUUAGAGAAGAGAUGCAACAAUCUUUCGUUUGGUUGUUUCAACAAGUUUUCUCUGCUACUCCUACGUUGAUGGUUUAUGUUAUGAUUCUCUUAGCCAAUUUCACUGUUUAUUCUAUCGGUAACAACAGCUCCGCUUUAGCCGCUGUUGCUCCUCUUCCUCCGACGAUUACGGAGUUAACAACUGUUAGUGAAACAGAGGAAACAAACGUGAAGUUUGAUUCCUCGGUGGUGAAAACGUUCUUUGUAUCAUCUCCUAGUGGGAGUAUAGCUUCAGUUGGUGGUAACAACAAUGGCGGCGGUGGAAACGUCAAGCCGGUGUUAAGCGGAACUGACGGUGAUGGAUCCGAUGGAUCAGAACAGUUCAGAACAAUCAUACCCGAAGGAGUUUCUCAAUUGUCAUCAUCGAAUUUCGGGUCAGAGCCGUCAGUAUCGGGACAAGAUGAACAUAGAUUGUGGAAUUCGAUGGUGGAGGAAGCAGAACGAAUGCAGUAUUCAAAUAUUGACGAUUCGUUGGAUCAGGAGACGAGGAAGCGGUUCGUGUCUCAUGUAGAGGCUCGAGUAGAAGCAGAGGAAGACACUGGUUACUUCAAAACAGAGCUAAUGUAUCAAACAGAACUGUCUCAAGAGCCUAAUAAUCCUCUACUACUCGCUAACUAUGCUCAGUUCCUUUACCUCGUCUCUAAUGACCAUGACAGAGCGGAAGAGUAUUUCAAGAGAGCGGUAGGAGUGGAACCGAAAGAUGCAGAGGCGUUUAGCAAAUAUGCGACGUUCUUAUGGAGAGCACGGGACGAUCUUUGGGCGGCUGAGGAGACUUUCUUAGAAGCAAUUGAUGCCGAUCCGACCAACUCUUACUACGCCGCUAAUUACGCCAAUUUCUUGUGGAAUACCGGCGGUGAUGACACGUGUUUCCCUCUUGAUGACGAGUCUCAUGAAGACACCAUUUAGAUAAGAAUGUGCACCAUCAAAGUCUCUCUAUAUAAAAUAUUGUAUACAAUAAGUACAACUAAUGAAUAUACACAUAUGUGCAUACCAUUAAUGUAUUAUGUAUAUGCAUGUUUGUCACCAAGGCUCGGUGGGUAAAAGAGUUAUAUAAUACUUAUGGUUGCGAUCAGUCUAGAGAAAAGGAAGAAAAUAUCUUGGUUUGGUGGUAGUUGAGGCACGUGAUUAUAGCGCAUGAGAUCGAACCUGAUCUCACCGCCUUCAUGAGUUAUGACUCAUAACUUAUGAAUCUUCGGUUGGGCCUAUGUCGUGGAACCAAGUGUGUUUACUGUACACUUUUCUUUUUUAUUGGUUUGC
This is a messenger RNA of Arabidopsis thaliana (thale cress), 2362 nucleotides long. RefSeq names its product Tetratricopeptide repeat (TPR)-like superfamily protein. Lineage: Eukaryota; Viridiplantae; Streptophyta; Magnoliopsida; Brassicales; Brassicaceae. Gene Ontology annotation, biological process: RNA processing. The coding region runs from base 401 to 2011 and encodes 536 amino acids. The record is from RefSeq and is marked reviewed. The transcript has 2 exons.